UUUAAUAAUACAUUUUUUUCUAUUUCCAUAAAAAACUCUAAUCCAAUUGAAAUAUUCUAUUAAUUCGUUCUUCUUGUAUCGUGUCGAUUUCAAAUUUGCAAAUUUCACGCCAAUAUUCAUUCUUACGAAUUUUCAGAAUAUAUCACAGAUGUCGCCCCAAUGGCGUUUUAUUUAUUGCAAAAAAAAAUGUCGGAAAUUUUCAUGGAUAAUAUAUAAGUUAUAAAAAUAUUUAUAAAUAUAAGUAUUCUUACUUUUUUAUUUCGAAGAUAUAAGAUUUGAUACACGUGGAAUGAAUAAAUAAAAUGAAAAUUUAGGACGAAGAUUCUAGAGGAUCCGGCUAUGAUACGUGGCCAUUGCUAGAAGAUCCGCACGAAGAAGGAGAAGGAAGAAGAAUGGAAAGGAGAAUCUCGGUCAGUGGGCCUUUUCUCACAUCGUGAUGGUGUGGGGCCUCGUUCGUGGCUUGGGACCACCUAGGAAUCUCUUGCAAAAGUAUCCAAUCUUCUAAAGAAUUUUCUUUCUUUCUAAAUUCUUUUUCCUGUUCUCUUUUGUUCGUAAUACAGAGCGAGUCAAAAGUUCUUAAAAGAUAUAAAAAAAAUCGAUUACUUUUUUCGUGAUUUUUUUAAGCUUAUAGUUAGGCUUGUAGUUUUUCUGCAAAAAAGAAAAGAAAAAGAUUAACCUUGAAUAGUUUCGUAAAAGAGUAAUUAAUUUUUAUAAUCAUCUAAAAACUUUUGGGCCAUUUUGUAUUUUCAAAAGUUUCUUAUUUCUGAGAUAUAUUUCAUGUAUAAACGUAUGCGUUUUGUACGUGAUAAUAUGAUUAAAAUGUUCCAUAAAAGUCGAUCGAAUAAUAUACGAUAAAAAUUUGCUCGUUUCGAAAAAAGAAAAUAAUGGGAAAAUAGUGUUCGUAUUUCAUAAAAAAAAAGAAAGAAAGAAAGAGAGAGAGAGAAGGCCAAGUGGUCUGUAUACUUGAUUGCAUGUGCUACGUUCUGAUAACGGACGUUGACUGCGGCAAGGUAAUUCCGGCUGGUUUUGGGUCAUUUGGCCGAUCGAUGGUCCGUUUCGUUUGUUAUAGAAAUGAUCGGACAUGAUCACUGAGAACUUGAUUAAUCCUAUAAAAAUCUGAAAUUGAUUCGUAAUAAUCUUGCGUUGGAUCAUUUAUUAUUACAGUUCUCGUAAUCUAUCACAUUAAUUUUAUUACGUUUCUUUUAUACCUAUGCAUUAUCGUACUAAUAUCCUUAGAAUAUAAUUAGAAAAUAAUUUUUAUUAUAUAAUAUUCUCUUCUUUUUUCUUUUAUUUUUAACAUAUAUCAAUGUUUUCUUAAUUCGAAUAAUAAUAAUAAUAAUAAUAAUAAUAAUAAUAAUAAUUCCUUAACAAAAAUAUAAAAUAUAAUAUAAUUAUAUAGAAGAUAAAACAUUUCCAAUUUGAAUUAGAUCGAACAAAAAGUUUGUUAAAUAACAGAAUUACAAUUUUUUAUUAUUCUUCUUUUAUUUCAAAACGAUUCAAUCAUCUUCCUUUUAUAUCAAAUCUGAUUAAUCUAAAAAAAAAGAAAAAAGGAAGAAGGAAAGAAAAAAAGAAAAAAGAAGAGGAAAUAAAAUAUUUCGAAAGAUCUAAACGCAAGGAAUUUGGAAUAUUGAUCGAAAUCGAUCGCGCGUUGGAACAGGUCGAUGGCGUUCUCGAGGUAUCCGAAGAACGAUCGUCGAGAAGAGCGUUGAAAUUUUAUAAGGGGGUCAUCAUACGAGGCCAGCUCCGGUCUGGUUGAACGCAUCGAGCCAGGACAGUCUUCGGUCGUCGUCCGAUCUGGACUGAGCGGCGAUACGUAAGAGUUCGAAUAUCUCUCUCUCUUUAAUAUCCGAUGUGUAACGAAUGUGACACGAACGGUUUCAUGAAAUUGUGAUAGAUUUUUUUUUCUUCCUCUUUCAAUUUUUUACAAGUGCGAUAAAUAAAUAAAUAAAUAAAUAAUCGGAACUGUGCAAUAAAGAAGAAGCUAUUCGAUACCAUCGUAUCAUUCUAUUCGAAUAAAUUAUUCUCAAGAUAUAGCGGUUGGUCAAAACACCACUUGAUGCGUUGAGGAUGCAACGUGAUCUUUGCAACGGUGGGCUUGCAUGCGCCGUUGUGUGGGUGUCAUCGACCUGCCUUCUUCUUCUUCUCUCAUUGUCAUCCUCGGUUGGAGCUGAGUCAUCUCUCAAAGCCACAGGUCGAUGUCCAUCGUUCGAAGAGCAAAACGUCUGCCCAUCGAGGUCACCAACCUGUAAGGUAGAUUCCGAAUGUCAAUUAUCCGAAGAACGUUGCUGCAAAACAGCCUGCGGAUUAAGAUGCGUCGGUAGCGAGCUAUCAGGAUGCGAGCAGUUGGCUUUGGCGGCUGUUAAGAGAUUCCGUGCGCUUGACAGAUGGACUGUAGUACCGCAAUAUAUACCAAAAUGUAAUAACAAAACAGGAGAUUUCGAGAGGGUACAGUGUGAUCCCGAAAAAAAACGUUGUUGGUGCGUCGACGAGAAGAUUGGUAGUGAAAUUCCUGGAACGAAAGGAUCUAACAUCGAUAAUAUUGAUUGUAACAACCCUCGACCAUGUCCAGCACAUUCUUGUCGAAUGUUUUGCCCGCUUGGAUUCGAAAUCGAUUCGAACAGUGGAUGUCCCAAGUGUGAAUGCAGAGAUCCAUGUCGUGGUAUAACUUGUCCAGGUCCGGGUCAGAUAUGCGAAUUAAUCGAUGUACCCUGUGCACGUCCUCCAUGUCCACCCGUGCCAAGCUGUCGUAAAGCAAAAUCUCUCUUCAAUGUAUGCCCGGCAGGUGAACCUUUGCAAAUCACAGAUUCGUUGAGGCCAUUUCUAUGCGGUAAUACAGCAGGAAAACCAAGUUGUCCGCCGAUGUAUAGAUGUCUGGUAGAUCCGAGACAAGAAUAUGGGGUUUGUUGUCCCUCAAAUUUCAAUUUAACAAGAGCUGGUACUUGCCCAAACGAGGAACCAACGAUUUGUGGUAGAACGUGUCAACACGAUUUGGAAUGUCCACCGCCACAGAAAUGUUGUCAAAGUGAACACUGCGGUGGUAGUUGUUUUAUCCCUGAAGAUCUUAGCGUAUGUCGCCAUGAUCGUAUGUUAGCGGAAAUGUUAAGUAUUUCAGAAAAACAAGGCCGAGGUUACAUACCGCAAUGUACGGAAGAAGGAGAAUUUCAAACUAAGCAGUGUUCGAGGAACGGCCUGGUAUGUUGGUGCGUCGAUGAUGAUGGUCGAAAGAUAUCUGGUUCAAUGGGACCAGCUGAUAAAGUAAAUUGCACAUCGAUUGCCAAGGCAAGAUCUCUCUCGACAUCUUGCAUUCAACAACAAUGCGCUCAAGUUUGUCAAUAUGGAUUUAAAACCGAUUCUUCCGGUUGUUCUACGUGCGAAUGUGAUAAUCCUUGCGAGGGUUUUCCAUGCCCACCUGAAGAAGAGUGUGUGCUCAAACAAGAAACGAAUUGUCCCGAUUUUCUUUGUCCUACCAAGCCAGAAUGUAAAGCCAAAAGAACUUAUAAAAGUCCUUGCAUUUUUGGCACGCCUUUGAGUGACGAAGAAGGUAAUGCGAUCACGUGUUCUAACAAUCAGACCUGUCCAUAUAAUUACGCAUGUACGGUGGUACCAGAAGCUGGACAAUCGGUCUGUUGCGCUAUACCAUCGACUGUAAUAAAAAAAUUAUCAAUGUGUGAAUAUCUACGAGACUUUGGUGAACGAAUGGAAGGUACAAGAGAAGGUAUGUCCUUGGCUGUUCCUCCACCGCAAUGCGAGGAAAAUGGUAGUUACAAGCUCUUGCAAUGUCAUAAUGGUACCUGUGCUUGCGUGAAUCAACAUGGAGUUAUUCUGCGUGGCGACGUGAGUCCUGGGACCGAUUGUAAAAGUCUUAAGAAUCCUUGGCAAGUUUGUACUCCGAUAUCGUGCGAUUUGGUUUGUCCUUACGGUUACGACAUAGAUACGAAUGGUUGCGAGCAAUGUAAUUGCCACGAUCCUUGUAAGGAUGUGUCUUGUGGCUUACGGGAAGUUUGCACAAUGGUGGACGUAAAUUGUGGCACGGGAGAAUAUUGUCCACCUGUUCCUGCGUGUCUCACAACGAAACCAGGACAAUGUCCUUACUUGGUACCAAGUUCGUCGAGCUGUGAAUUACAAUGUAGUAACGAUCAAGAGUGUUCGAGUUCGGAUAAAUGUUGUUCAACAGGUUGUGGUACGCAAUGCGUAGCACCUGUCAUGGCCACCGCUUGUCAACAUGCACAGGCUGUAGCCGAACACGCAGCUAGAGAGUCUGGUGAACCAGCAAGAAGAAUUUAUAUACCUAGAUGUGACGUCAAUGGUGCAUUCGAGGCAGUCCAAUGUCACAACGGUAUGUGCUGGUGCGUCGACGUGGAAGGAAGGGAAGCUGCAGGUACACGCGUUCUCGAGGGUAUCAUACCGAGAUGUAACAAGCCUCAAAGAUGUCCAGAAAUCGAUUGUAAGCUCGAUUGUCGAUCGGAAGGUUUUGAAUUGGAUCUCGAUACUGGUUGUCCUACGUGUUCCUGUAGAGAUCCUUGUAAAAGAGUAACUUGUCGUGGUGAGAAUGAAGCUUGUAGAAUGGUCGAGGUGGCCUGUAGCAUACCACCUUGUCCACCUGUACCAGUUUGUCUACCGAAGAAGGAUAAUCCAUGUCCAAAUGGAACGCCGCUUCUAGAUCGAAACAGAUUACCUGCUACUUGUGGUCCUCACGGUCAUCAAUGUCCAUCUACACACAAAUGCGAGUUAUCGCCAUUAGAUGAAUACGCUGUUUGUUGUCCGAAGCCACGCGAGGUUUGUUUUGAACCUUUACGAACAGUACCAUGUAAUACGACGACGAUGUUCAAUAAAACAGAUAGAUGGUACUUCGAUCCAGAGAAAAACGAAUGCAGAAUAAAAACCGAAUGUACACAUGGCCAUAACGAUUUCUCAAAUCGUUUGAUAUGCGACACCGUUUGUCCUGUCUUGUCUCAAUGCGAAAGACUCCGAGAGAAAAAUUUAAAAACGUCGCAGAGAUUGAAACAAUCGACUUUCCUACCUAGAUGCAAUCAAGAUACUGGUAUGUGGGAAUCCGUUCAAUGUUUGGAACACGUCGGUGUUUGUUGGUGUGUUAAUAGGAAAGGACAACCUAUGAAGGGAUCACUUAUCAGAGGACUCGAACCAAAGUGUAACUUUAGACAAGCUAGACGAGGUGGUAGAGGUCCUGCGAAUCAAGAAAUAGAUUAUAAGAUUCAGGCUUUCAUGGAAGGUACUUUGUUGGAAUUAUUAGAAGCUGACGAGAAACAAAUGAGAAAGAUCAUCGUUACCAGAUGCCAAGCAAUGAGAGACAGAGGUCAUGUAUCGGCGAUAUGCGAUCGUCAAGGUAAAUUUGAACCUACCCAAUGCGCUGGUGAUACAUGCUGGUGCGUCGACGAAGCUGGCAAUCAAUUGGUUGGUUCAGAACCAUUCUUCAAAGGAACUAACAUAUGUUUACCAACUCCAAUCGAGGCCGUAGAAGUGAUUCUACGUUUUCCAGGAAGAUUUUCAAUAACAGACAAGGUUCGUUUUAAAGAGGAAGCAAAAAAAUUUUUAUACGAGCUCGGUGCAAGGAUCAAAGACGAUAUUGAAGUCGAUCUCGAACGUGAUUCGGCCUUUUUGAAAUUCGAUAUAAUCGGUACGAACAAGGUCGACAUAGCUUUUCAUUUGGAAGAAAUGACAAGGAUGCAGAAGCUAUUGAUGCUUGGGUCAUUGGCCGAUGAAACGACGUCACGAUUCACGCAUAAAUCUAUGCCAGUGGGUGUUGAAAACAGGAUCGUCGCGUUAGAGCAACGGGAGAUUCUAACGGAAGUUGAAGCACCUGUUUAUCAAACGGCCACUUUGGUUUUAGGAGCGGCCAGCGCCUUUGUUAUCAGCAGUUUGAUAAUUCUGCUAAUGUUGUAUCGAAAGAAGAUGAAGAUGAAGGAUCCAAGAAAAACUUUGCCAAUGGAUCAGCAUUUCCUUGCCUAUAAUCAGCAACCGGUUUACGUAAUAUCCGGUCUGGAAAAAGAUGAAAAGGAUGCAGGAGAAGCACCGGAAAAUGUUAAUCUCUCUGAAACAACUGAUAACAAUGCAUGAAUGAUUUCAUUGAGAAAAUAUGAUUAUAUAUAAUCGUUUUUCAAUCAUUCGUGCCUCAAAAUAGGAUUUAAAUAUCAUCGUUCAUAUUAAUGAAGUCAUAGCUCUUCCCUCGUUUCAUCAUAAUUCAUGAAAUAUUUAUUCAAUAUACAUAUGUAAUAACAAAAUAGCGAUUUGUACAAUCGCCGAUCGAUCAAAUUCAGAAAGGAAAUUCUUUGAUAAAAGAAUGUUUGUUGGGGUUGAGCCAAAAUUUGAUAAUUUUAAAAAUCGAUUACUCUUUCUUGAAAUAACUUUUUUUUUGGCUUAUAAUUAAGCUUUUGAUUUUACAAGUUAGACAUUAUUGUUUUACAAACUGAAAAAACAAAAAACGAAGAGCAAAAAGAAUUAGCUUGUAAAGUUUCGAAAAAUAGCAAUCGAUUUUUAAAAAAAUCAUUUAAAAACUUUGGACCUAUCUCGUGUUUUACAAACAUUUUAAUCGAAACUAAAUACAUAUCACAAUGAAUUUGAUCGAUCGUUCGGUACGGAAAGGGAGUCGAGUAUUUCUUUUCGUCUCUAUCAUCUUCCUUUCAAAGUGAUCAAUGAAAAGAUGUUACUAUCAUUUAGAUGGUUCAACGAUAUCGUUGCAUUGAUACACUAAUGUAAAUAUUAGAUCCGUACUUUUACCCCUUCGAUUAUUUAUCAAUAAAAAUCGCGAUUUACUUAGUUUCUUUUUUUAUUAUUAUUAUUUUUUUUUUAACAUUACUUUUAUUAUUUCAUAACCUCUUUGUUCGUUUUUUAUCGACAUGUACAAAUGAAAGUAUCAUCGGAUAAUACCUCUAUAAAAUUUAACUCGGUUCUUUAUUUUUAUUUAUAAACUUCCUGCAUAUGUUCGCUGCAUUAAGAUCACUCGAUCAAAACGAUCAUCGUUACAUUCCUUUUAUUUAUACUACCAACAAAUAUACAGCUAUUUUCUUUAAAAGGUUGUCAAAAGAUAUCUAAAUUUUACGAGAUAACCAAAUCUUUUGAUUGUAAACAUAUCCAGAUUGAUUUUUAUGAAAUAUAAAUAACAGUCUAUCUAAAAAUUAUUAACGUAUAAAAAUUGCACGAUAAAUCAUCGUAAUAAUAUUUAUUAAAACCGAUUCUCCAUAAAUAAAUCAUUCUUAAAUUAUUAAUCACGAAUUAAUAAUUCGCUUCUUUCCCUCUCUCUUUCUCUCUCUCCUAGUCAUAGGGGAUAUGAAAAUGGCGUUUGAAUUUUUCACUAUGAAUAUAGAUGUUCUUUUUUUUCGAAUAAAUCGAUUUUUUUAAUCAAUUCAGAUCAUUAUCGACGAAUACAAAGAAAUCGAUAUUGUUUCUCGAUACUGUUUCUUUUAUCCGCAAAAUUUAAAGAAACCAAGGACUUAUAGCUCUAUUAUAAUGCAUGCGAUGAUGACAAAAAAGAAGAGUGGGGGUGAUAGAAGAAGGGGCAAGGAACUUAAAAGAACGAAAGAUACACUUGCAUUAGAUAAACGGAGAGAUAGGGUGGGAGAAAGAGAGAGAGGGAGAGUAGAGAGUGGGAGAAAGAAAGAGAGGGAGGGAUAGAGAGAGCAAGAGAGAGAGAGAGAGAGAGAGAGGGAAAGAAAGAGUAUGAAUGGAAGGGAGAAAGAGAGAGAGGGAAAGAAAGAGUAGGAGUGAGAAGGAGUGAGAGAGAGAUUGCAAGAGAGAGAGGGAAGAAAGAGAGAGAGAGAGAGAGAGAGUAUCGCGGUAAAAGGAAACAAAAAGUGAGAUAUAAAAUAAACGAGAAAGAAAGAGAGGGGAAGAAAGAGAGAAAAAGAAGGUCUGUGUACGACGUGCGUAAUUUAUACGUCAUAUCUCUCAGCUUUAUCGUUGACUAAUGCAUCGGUAUUUACGUUGAUUGACCUUGAACCUCAAGGAAAAUUGCGAGUGAAAAUAAAUUUAAAGUGGAGCGAUUCAGGUA
Vespula vulgaris is the source of this 8005-nucleotide messenger RNA. RefSeq lists its product as uncharacterized. Gene Ontology annotation, cellular component: basement membrane; extracellular region. The record is from RefSeq and is a predicted model, not a curated record. The transcript has 11 exons. Gene Ontology annotation, molecular function: serine-type endopeptidase inhibitor activity. Gene Ontology annotation, biological process: cell-matrix adhesion. Bases 2068 to 6075 code for a protein of 1335 amino acids. NCBI's taxonomy places the organism in Eukaryota, Metazoa, Arthropoda, Insecta, Hymenoptera, Vespidae.